This is a messenger RNA of Chara braunii, 3350 nucleotides long. Lineage: Eukaryota; Viridiplantae; Streptophyta; Charophyceae; Charales; Characeae. The record is from the annotation of a GenBank genome assembly.
CGGAGGAGUCCCCAGACGUGCGCACGAUGUCACACGGAGGCUAUUGUGGGCGCCAACGGUCACUUUUUUUAAUCGCAGGCGGCAUCGUUUGUCGUCUUCGCUGGCGGUCGACGGCAUAUGAAGAACCAACGUCCUUGUCCGCGGGCUUGUGAGGAGAAAGUUCAGCACGACGUCAUGUGCAAGGUCGCCUGUCGACGUCGAAUUCAUGGCAGACAUGCAGAGGAGAUUGCCUCUGCUGCUUCUCGUUGUCGUCGUCUUCCUGUUUGUCGUCUUCCUCCACGUGUGCUUGUCGUGCCAGCCGUGGAAGCAACGUCGCAAGCGCAGGGCGUCAACGAAACGCGGUGUGCAGGUACGCGCUGUUCCGCCCAUGGCGGGCAUGCAGGUACGCGCUGUUCUGCCUGCGGCUGAGGGCGGAAGAAGACCUCCGACGACGGAGCCUUCAAGGCGGUACGACCCCUCCAUGUACAGCCAUCUGCCGUCGUGGGAGACGCCGCUGCCUCCCUCGGAUGAGGAGUCGGAGGGGGAUGAACUUCCAACAUUUCCUCUCGCCAGCGGGUCGACGCAGCUGUUGUCACAGACGGUGCUCGCAGGCGGGUUGGCAAGCAACGGACGCGGCGAGUACACGACACUCCUGCAGCAGGGAUUGGGAGACGACGACGACGGGGGAGUUGAUCUCCCGUUCGGGUUGUCUUCUAGCGGCGGUAGGGAGGCGAGCCGCACGUUCAUCAUUGACAUCGAUCCUUCACCGCGUGGCGUUCAACAAUCUGGAAGUCGGCAUACAGAGCAGUCCACACUUCGUGGCGACGGGCAAUUCGGGGAAGACGUGGAGGCAGGGGACGACGACGACGACAUUCCUAUUCGGUCUUUGGGGAAGACGGGCAGGAGGGGGAGAGGACGCAGCAGGGGUGCUGUUCGUGGUCGAUCCGUUGGCCGUGGGGGCAGAGGUGGCGUCAGCGAUGACGGCAGGAACUCUGCGACGUACUGGUCCCUGGAAGAGCAAAUCCAACUGGUGAGAUGCAAGCGGGAGCAAGAGAUGCACCUCGCCGGUCUCGGUCACAAUUACGGGCGGAUGCGGACCAAGGAGUGGAAGUGGGAAGAUAUUGCCAAGCGCAUGGCGAACGCGGGGAGGCCGAAAGACACGGACGACUGCAUGAAGAAGUGGGACAAUAUCUUCGAAAACUACAAGAAGAUACAGAGGUUUCAGAAUGCGAGUGGCCGACCAAAUUUCUUCCGGCUAUUGAAUGAAGAAAGGAAGGAGCACAACUUCAAGUUCCGGAUGGAGAGGGCGCUAUACAACGAGAUCCACAUACGCAUGGUUGGCAACCACACAAUUUUCCCUCCCAACAUCGGCGACACUGGAAGUCCGGACAGGGUGCAACUGCCCAGGCGAGGAGCGGGUGCUGGGGAGUCUGUUGGUAAUGAGGGCGCUGGUGAAGGCCUCCCUGAAGAACGUUCUACUACGACAGCAAUGCUGGCAGCGGGGCUGGAGGCGCAGGGAAGAGGGCGGCGGCAGGCCCCGAAAGCGAAGAGGGUGCGUACGGAAGAUGCGUUGCCAAGGGUUCGUGGUCGUGGAGCGCAAGGUUGGGCGGGGGAAGUGGAAGGGGACUGUGACGAUGAGUUCACGGCAGAGGAGGAGCAGGCGGAGGCGACAACGUCUGAAGUACGCGAGAGCAAUCGGCAACGCUCUUCUGAUCGCACCGCUUCGAAGAGGAUGCAGACCCCUCCACACGAGGCGCAGCAACUGCAUGGUCGUGAAACGCGGACAGAGAAGGCUCCCGUCGUCGAUCUUGGCGGCGAUGAUGACGAGCCCUUGGAGAGACGCCGCAUUCGCAUUCGUACGACGGCGACCCCACCGCCGGAGGUGGUCGUGCGGGUUGCUACAAACGAUAGGCCAGUCUCGGGCAGGCUGCCCGCCACGCCGUCUCAGCCACGUCAUCGCAACGACGCUGGUGACGGAGGGUCCGUCCAACGUGUUGGCGGGGGGGAAGUCGUGGCAGACGCUCGCGCAGUUGGUGCCCAGGUGGCAGGUGCCGUGGGGGCGGUUGGUUCAGGCAAUGUGGGCGCCGUAGCGACUGGGAGGGAGGACGCAGCAGUUGUGGCGACGACGAGAGAGGAGGCGCGUGGCGAGAGGAAAGUCGAGCGGGAGGCAGGCGAGGCCGGUUCAAGUCGGCCACGAAGGAGUGUAAUGACGAAAGACCUCAUUGAUCGUGCCGUCCUUUGGGUCGAUGACAAAGCUUUCUGGACGAYGGGGGAGGGGCGAAGACUAUACAACAUCGUACACGAAACGAAAGACUACUUCGUCGCCAUCGCCAGUGGACUUCCAGCGCCUGACGUCCCUCGGAGCGUCGUUCUGCCCAAAGCCAGCACGCGCGUGGCCAGGAUCGUCGACCAAUCGCAGCUGCAGCAAGCGAUCUCCCGUGCGGCGACAGUGGAGAACGUUGCUCUGCGCAUCUUGCACGGAUGGGUAUUCAAGUCCGGAAAUCGGCCAAGGGGAUACCAUGUGGCUUUCCAGUACUCGCUGGAAUCCUUUGCGACGGACAUUGCGCGUGCCAUGUGGUACGGCGAGGAGUGGUGCGAGCUUGUCAGUCCGGCGAUUUGCGUGCACACGAGAGAUCUGUUCAUGGACCUACCGCUUUGGUUCGCCGGCGCCAACAUCGAGGACAGACCAGAGGACAACGACAUGGCGGCGCACCAGGAGUCCACUGUCAUCCGCGUCGCGUAUGCAUUCCACACGGCCGUGCAAAUGGAGGCGCUCAUCGACAGCGAGUUCAUAUCGCACGAUCGUCUUUCUCGGGUGGCUGAUUGCUUCAGGCUGUUGUUGGCGGCGUGCAUGUGGAUAAUGCGCAUGGCGGAAGAUGAUCCGCACAGCCACUACGAGGCUUUCUACUUCGUGGACCUCGUGGCGAAGCCCACACUCGUCGCGGCCAUGCAUCGCUCCUUCAAUCAUCGACGAUCCGUCGUCCGCGCCGCGAAAGUCGUCACAGACAGGCUAGGGAAGGCGACCGCUACGUUCGGACAGUACCCCAACUACAUACCUCAAUGGGCGCCCUGCUGCAUUGCUUUCAGGCACGACGCGAGCAUAACGGGGCCGGAGGAUGCAAAGAGCCAGAUUGGUUGGGUUCCGGCCCCCCUGAUGAUGACAACAACGACGAUGGGAAAGAUGACGCGUAGGGGGGGGGGGGGGGGGAGGUUGGGGCUGAUGGUUGGCUGGGGAGGAAGACGGAUGGGAUGGGAGCGGAGGUUUGGCUGCUUCUAUGGACUCGCGCGCAUGUAGUAGUGGAUGGUCGUCAUGCGGAAGGAUGGGGUUGCACCGACGCAAAGUGCGCACCUGUUUAGUGUGUCGGAGCGAG